CCGGGGGUGGAUGGCACGGGCCGCCGGGCUCCGCGGCGCGGCCCCGCGCGCCCUCCUGCUCCCGCCGUCGCUGCCGCUGCUCCUGCUUCUGCUCCUACUCCCGCGGCCGCUGCUGCUGGCGCGGGCCCCGCGGCCGCCGGAUGCCCACCGCCACCACCCCGUGCAGAGGGGCCCACAGCCCUGGCCCCCUGCUCUGCCCGGUAGACUGGUGCCCACCGCUGCCACCAUCCAGGAGACCCCCCGGCCGACAGGCGGCCCUGGGCCUCCCCGCUGCGGCGUGCCUGACCCUUCCGAUGGCCCGGGCGCCCGCAACCGCCCAAAGCGCUUUGUGCUGUCGGGCGGGCGCUGGGACAAGACAGACCUCACCUACAGGAUCCUGAGGUUCCCGUGGCAGCUGGCGCCGCAGCAGGUGCGCCAGACGAUGGCAGAGGCCUUCCGGGUGUGGAGCGACGUGACGCCGCUCACGUUCACGGAGGUGCACGAGGGCCGUGCCGACAUCAUGAUCGACUUCGCCAGUUACUCGCACGGCGACGACCUGCCCUUCGACGGGCCCGGGGGCAUCCUGGCCCACGCCUUCUUCCCCAAGACGCACCGAGAAGGGGACGUCCACUUCGACUCCGACGAGACCUGGACCAUCGGGGACGAACAGGGCACGGACCUUCUGCAGGUGGCCGCCCACGAAUUUGGCCACAUGCUGGGGCUGCAGCACACGACGGCGGACAAGGCCCUCAUGUCCACUUUCUACUCCUUCCGCUACCCGCUGAGCCUCAGCGACGACGACCGCAGGGGUAUCCAGUAUCUGUACGGCCCUCGUCCCCGGCGGGUCCCCAAGCCCAGCACCCCGGCCCCGGGCCCCUGGGCUGGUGAGGACACCAAUGAAAUUGCACCUUUGGAGCCGGAAGCCCCACCUGACCCCUGCGAGACGCGCUUCGACGCCAUCGCCACCAUCCGCGGCGAGCUCUUCUUUUUCAAGGCGGGCUUUGUGUGGCGGCUGCGGAGAGGCCAUCUACAGCCCGGCUACCCCGCGCUGGCUUCCCGCCACUGGCGGGGACUGCCCAGCCCCGUGGACGCGGCCUUCGAGGACGCCCAGGGCCACAUCUGGUUCUUCCGAGGUGCUUGGUACUGGGUGUACAACGGGGAGGAGCCGAUCCUGGGCCCCGCGCCCCUCUCCGAGCUGGGCCUGGGGGGGUCCCCGGUCCACGCCGCCUUGGUCUGGGGUCCCGAGAAGAACAAGGUCUACUUCUUCCGAGACGGGGACUAUUGGCGCUUCCACCCCAGCACCCGCCGCGUGGACAGCCCCGUGCCCCGCCGGGCCACCGACUGGAGAGGGGUGCCCUCCAAGAUCGACGGCGCCUUCCAGGAUGCUGAUGGCUACGCCUACUUCCUGCGGGGCCUUCUCUACUGGAAGUUUGACCCUGUCAAGGUGAACGUCCUGGAGGGCUUCCCCCGCCUCGUGGGCCUCGACUUCUUUGGCUGUGCCAAACCUGCCAACGCUUUCCGUUGACCCCAGCCCGGAUGCUCCCGGGGGUGCUGACCUCUGCCAGGCCCCUGACACCCUUGUGGCUGCAGCGUGUCCUCAGGGCAUGGGAGUGGGUGGGGGGUGCUGCCUCCCUGACAAGUGUAGGGUGGACCACGCGGGCCGUGGUGCCCCAUCAGCGAUGACUUCAGACCGGGCAGGGGAGGCUUGGAUGUUACUUGAGGUCACGGUCAAACCCAGCCGUCCUUGGUCUCCGUCCCUCCCUGCUGGCCCGGUUCCCGGCAGGUGCUGGUGCUGGAGCAGGGGGUUCUAGAGGACUCCCCCCGGGCCUUCUGUCCCAGCCGAACAGCUUGGCCAAGGGGCAGGGCCACUUCCCGAGAAGCUGGCUCUGCAGAGAUGCUUGGAUCUGGCUGCCUUCUGGCUGGGGAGUCUGGAGAGCGGUUCUCCAUGACCCCAUCCCAAAGGGUCAGAUCAGCUGGGUGGGAGGGAGCUUCCUGUGGGGGACCCCAGGCCCUGGAGGCCCCAACAUAUCUCUGUCUAUACCUCAUUCCUGUCACGGGCCUGCUCAUCCCACAGUCCUCUUUCCCGCACCACUUCACUGGGCUCCUCCCAAACCAUGUAAAUGUGUGUACAGUGUGUAUAAAACCUUUUACUACUUUUUUACUGGGAGACUGUCAUUAAACCUGGUCAGUUUCUA
Choloepus didactylus (southern two-toed sloth) is the source of this 2174-nucleotide messenger RNA. RefSeq names its product matrix metallopeptidase 11 (gene MMP11). Gene Ontology annotation, biological process: proteolysis; extracellular matrix organization; collagen catabolic process. The transcript has 8 exons. Gene Ontology annotation, cellular component: extracellular matrix. The record is from RefSeq and is a predicted model, not a curated record. Lineage: Eukaryota; Metazoa; Chordata; Mammalia; Pilosa; Megalonychidae. Bases 11 to 1504 code for a protein of 497 amino acids. Gene Ontology annotation, molecular function: zinc ion binding; metalloendopeptidase activity.